CCACUGAUAAGAAGGGCCUGAAAAUGCCUGGAUGAAUAAAUAUGUUUCCGUUAAGAUGACAAAAAAUAUGCCACAUCGGAUCUUCAAGUGCUAACCAUGGCAGACAAACUUAUGAGAGCUCUCAAAUCAAUUUUAAGGGUCUAUAUAUUAUAUUUGAAUGGUUGUGCUUAUCAUGUAUUAGUGUUGAGGGAAAUCGUUCUUCUGAAGAUUACGAUGAACAUGGCGAGGUUACAAUGUCAAUAGUCCCUCGAAGUUUCAAAGACAUUUCGGUUUAUCAGAGCCGAACAUUUAAUAGCUUUUAACUUGCUUUUCAGAAAGAUCUCCCUGCCACUGAUUUAGAGGCAAAGUCAUGAGUUGUGGUCGUUGAAAGUCUGGCACAUUGUACAUUUUUUUCGUUAAGAACUGAUGGAAAUAUCUGGUCAGCUAACUCACCCUUACAAUGGAUAAAUGAAGGGUCGAGGUUGAACAAAACCAGCUUGGAUUGAGGUUGUACGUGAUCAGAAGUAAUGGAGUGGAUUUCUCUCUACAAAGUGGGUCGACCUUGAUCAGCUCAUCAUUCUGACUUUAUACAUAUACUUUACGGCCAAAUUAGGAUGGUUCACAGCUAUGGAUCUCGUUAGGUUCUAACUGACGAGUAAAAUGGAAGAUUACAUUUUUAAAAGUACACCAUAAUUGGGAAUAAGGCCGUCGCACCGGACUGAGAGGAACAUAUUCUGAAUAUUAAAAACUGUUCUCUUUAGGCAAAAAUGUAUCCAAACGCAAAGUUCUAAAUGAUAUGAUAUAUGCCGACAGGAUCCUCCACCUUAAUCCAAAUGCACCGAUUUUUGUAGCAUGGGCAUUGGUUUGCUUUGUAAAGUGGUCUUAUAAGCUCUCUUUAUAAUCGCGUCCAGCAAGUCCUCUCUCAUCCACCCUGGAAGCCCUUUGUACCGGUACCUGGACGACCCGCCUUCCCCGUCGUACUUCAGAUCCGACCAAAGACACGGAGCUGAAGAGCACAAAGCCGCGUCUGGAAAAGCUGGAGAGACGGGGUGCGAAGCGCAGCUGUGCAGACACACCCCAUAAGCCCCGGGAUGCGCCCCUGGUGCGUUUCACGCAACAGCGGGUCUCGGCAAAGUGCGCUCUAAAAGCUGAAUGCAUUCUGAGCGAGAGGGAGGGCGGAUCAGCCGGAGCCGGCGAAGGACGCUUUGGGAAUCACUCUUCAUGAAGUUACAUGUACAUAUAUAGGCUAAGAGCGCGGGGAUGCUGCAGCGCAUCCAGGUCAGCGUCGCGGGUUAAAAAGUUGGGUAGUGAUGGGGACUCCUGCAUGUGAAAUCCCCGAUUAGACGACAGAUUUGUGAAACACGUCUGGAACAGCAGUCAUCAUAGAAGAGCAGUAAAAGCGACAUCUUUGGGUACGAAAAUAAAGCGAGCGGCAGAAACUUGCUCGGCAUCGGGAUGCAGACGCUGGCGAGGGUCGCGAAGUUACCGAAAGCGUGCGCGGGACAGAGCCUGGGCGCAGGGCUCUCAUGCCCCGAGCCUGGGUUGCCCCCCGCGCACAUAUCCCCGCAAAUGGGUUCCAGAGCCCCGGAUCGUUUCCAGCCGCACCGAGUAGGGGAUGGCGCAGAAAGCGCACGCCGGAAAGCGCCGAAGCGGCCGCGGCAGAUGCCCGUCGCUACGGUGUACGGAGCCGGCUCUCCCGAGGAGCUCCGUGCGGGAUUGGCGGAGCCGGUCGCCGGUUCGAGACGGGAGGGUGGCGCCGCGGCUCCACACAAGGCUGACGGACGGUCCGCCUAUAAGUCGCCGACUUCGGUGCCCCAAACACAGGACAACCGGACCAACAUGUCACGUCCCAUGAUAACCAGGUCGCCGGCCUCGCCCCUGAGCAGUCAGGGAAUCCCCACACCAGCUCAGCUCACCAAGUCCAAUGCACCUGUGCACAUCGAUGUGGGCGGUCACAUGUACACCAGCAGCCUGGCCACCCUCACAAAGUACCCCGAGUCCAGGAUCGGCCGGCUCUUCGACGGCACGGAGCCCAUCGUGCUGGACAGCCUCAAACAGCACUACUUCAUCGACAGGGACGGACACAUGUUCCGGUAUAUUCUGAACUUCCUCAGGACUUCUAAGCUCCUUAUUCCUGACGACUUCAAGGACUACAGCCUGCUGUACGAGGAGGCCCGCUACUUCCAGCUGCAGCCGCUGCUGGCCGAGCUGGAGCGCUGGAAGCAGGAGCGGGAGCUGGGCUGGGCGUCGCGGCCCUGCGAGUGUCUGGUGGUGCGCGUGGCGCCCGACCUCGGCGAGCGCAUCAGCCUGAGCGGCGACAAGGCGCUCAUCGAGGAGGUCUUCCCCGAGAUCGGCGACGUCAUGUGCAACUCGGUCAACGCUGGAUGGAAUCACGACUCGACGCACGUCAUCCGCUUCCCGCUCAACGGCUACUGCCACCUCAACUCCGUCCAGGUGCUGGAGCGGCUGCAGCAGAGGGGGUUCGAGAUCGCCGGCUCCUGCGGCGGCGGCGUGGACUCGUCGCAGUUCAGCGAGUACGUCCUGAAGCGAGACACCAGGAGGGGACAGAGAGGGUCCGGCGUCAUCCGGAUAAAACAGGAGGAGCUGGACUAAAAUGGUCUCCGUUCCAUCUCCGGGCCAAGAGACAUAUUUAACUGUGUCACCUUUAAUACGGCAUCUGGAGAACCCGUCAAAGGGAAAACAAAGAUUUUUUUUAUUAAAAGAAAAAACCAAGUACUGAACCCUGAGGAACUUUGUUGACUGGCAGGAUCGCCGGGCCCGUUAUCCAAACCCAGGACUCCACUCCCAGGCUCCAGAAUAAAGUUUGUUUUAGAACUUUGAUGCUCUUAAUGCUCCUCAAAUGAUACGAUGGGGAUCCGUUCUCCCCGCUGGUUGGCACCAUUUUGAGUACACUGAUAAGACCCACAGCUAGCUGGGAACACAGCUGACAUUUUCAGUGAUUUUGGAUAUUUUGUGUGCUUAGUCUAUAAUGCUGCUUUGUGUUUUUCUUUUUUUAAUUAAAACUUUUUUGAAAUAUUAUAUCCUUAUAUAUAUAUAUAUCCAUGACCCGAAAUAGACGUGGUUAGACUAGUACAUUCCGUUUUAAUUUCUAUACAUUUGCAAAGGUUUUUUUAUUUGUUUGUUUUUAUUUUUAAUAAUGCCCGAUGCACAUUGUGGUUUACUCAGUUACAAAAGUACAUUUGAUACUUCUGAUAUAUAUACAUAUACCCACACUCACCGUGAACAGAAAGAAGGAUUAUCUGCAUGCUGUGGUCUGCAAAAGAAUAUGAGAGAAAUUGUUCUUUGUGGUAUAAUCAUUUCCGGGGCAGCAUACACAGUGCAGAGUGAAACUAUGAAAAUUAGCUGAACAUUGCCAGUAAGUAUUGAUGGCAGUUCUGACAUACCGAGAGCAUCUGCGCUGCUUGUUCCAGCGUUCGACGCACCUUAGAUGCCCCCUCUGGCCUUCCCACAGCAGCUGCGCAAGGAGAUGGAUGGUUCCGGAGAACGAGAAGCUGAAAAUGAACGUCUGCCUCCGUUCAUUUAUCACGCCGUUCUGCCGAAUUCCGUCUCCAUCCAAGCCCAUUAGUGCUUCUCCUCCAGUUCGGCACGGUUCCUCAGCCAUGAGCCGAUACACCGGUGUGUGAUUUUCCUGCGGUCCCGGUCUGGAGCCGAGUGGGACACCGUGGUCGGUAGGUCACUGUGUGCUCUGGAGAUCCUGGCUCUCCCGGUCCCUGUCCCCUCUCCCACCACCGAAAUGUGCUCUAGCGUUUCCUCUGAAGACCCAAAUUCCAUCAUUCAUUGUGUUUGUACUUUUUUUAAAAAUUAAAUAACCCAACUGCGCGACCCGGUAGGAUAAGGGGGUUGGAAAAUGGAUGUUUGGAUAACCCAGCAGUGGCACCUAUGAGACCUGUGUGAUGUGCUGGAUUUUUAAAACAUUUAGACUCAAUGUCGACGUAAUACAAAAGUUCCAAAAGCUAAGGGUAAAUGUACCCUAUCAAGGGAGUAUUAGAGAACAAAUGAAGAAGAGCUGAAGGACUUCUUGAGCCAUGGAAGUGAGGCUUUCACAGAUACAGCCUCCGUUUCUCCUAGCGGCCUACUGGACAGCUGGGUGUAGUGGGGAUUGUAGUCCUACAGGAAUUACAUGGAGGUCCUUCACCCAUAGCUAGUCCUUUCCUCCUCGACAUUUACUCAUUUGUGGUGAGUCACAGAUCUGCCAGUGGGCAAACCGUUGACCCAGAUUCACGUGUCGCUGGCCUAUUACUUCAGCAGGCCAGUUUCUGGUGGGCGCUUCUGGCGCUGUGAUGUACCCCAUAUUCCUAUCUGUAGACCCAAAACCUCAGCCACCCUUCGCCUGUCUCUGUCUGCUCAUGCCCCUAUCAUUCCCAUCCAAGGAAAAUCGUAGAUGGUGUCACAGUACAUCUGACCCAGAGAAACAUCUCAAAGAAAAUUAGAGAGACUCUUUCAUCUUAGUCUUGCUUAUUUUCUGUUUAACUCUCUUAACUUAAGGAAACGCAAUCCCCUUACGGUACAGAAUACUUGGCAAGGAUGCUCCGUCCUUUAGGCAACUUUGAAUGCAGAGAUGAGUCAGUCAUGAACAUUUUCCUCUGGGGUAAUAGAACAGCAUGAGCCAGGAAAUCAGAUGGAGCUUCGAAGGGCUACGGACAUAAAGGGUUUUGUGUUCUUAAUGUCACAAAACGUCCUGGAAUCAUUUCUAUUUCACACAUGUUUCUGUUGUCAAUGGCCUGGUUAAAGAAGGCAAAAAGAAACCAGACUGUCUGUAAACUUGAUUUAUUCCAAAUGCAACAAACUGUGCCAGCUGACUGAAUAAAGGAAGUAACCGUACAGUUGAGCCCCGCUGUUUGUGAGUCGCUUGGGCGCGAAAAUGAUUUGAACUCUACACAAGCACAUUUUAGGAAGACUUGGCAGCAGCGUUAUUUUUCAUAAGUUUGUUACCCACGAUAUUUAUUGAUGGAAAAUCCCCCUUUUGGAUGUAGGGUCUGUACUUCACCGUGUGGAUUAGUGAGCGUACCCAAUACAGGUUUAGCCUGGCUGAUUGUAAAUCCUUCACAUUCCAGAUGGAUCAGUCUACUUUAACUUCAUGUGUAUCGGUAAUUUUUUAACCAUACUAUUUGGAGAAAGAUCAACAAUGGAAAAACAUUCGCUAACCUUGGAUUCAGGUACUGGAAUAAAAGGUCAUAAAAACCUAUCAACUAUG
Molecule: messenger RNA, 5194 nt
Organism: Brienomyrus brachyistius
Lineage: Eukaryota; Metazoa; Chordata; Actinopteri; Osteoglossiformes; Mormyridae
Product: BTB/POZ domain-containing protein KCTD1-like
Exons: 5
Coding region: 1435-2592 (385 amino acids)
Biological process (GO): protein homooligomerization; negative regulation of DNA-templated transcription
Cellular component (GO): nucleus
Molecular function (GO): transcription factor binding; transcription corepressor activity
Source: RefSeq, a predicted model, not a curated record